AUGGGGCUUUGUUUUCACUCUUCCACCUACCUCCCCUCAUCUCUUCCUCCCCAAUUUGGGGGGGAAGGCCUCGGCGAUCCAACAUCCGACCUCGAAUUCCCGAAGACUAGCCCAAGUAACGAACAAUACUUUUUCCAACAUAGCCGUCACCCAAAGGCCAAACAUCCUCACCACCCCUUCAAAUGGUCCACCCGACGCCUCCACACAAUUCACCAAAAAACCCAUGAGCACUGGCUCUGGUCCGGCAACUACUACUGGUCCCACCACGACCCCUCCAAGCAAGCUUCCCUUCGCAUCAAGCCUCAUCAGGUUCGCGCUAUUGCCAGCAGUAAGGCCAUCGGGCCAAAAAUAGCGGGCAUCGAACCCUUUGCUAGGACAUGGGAAAAGUGUGAUCUGGUCAAAAGGAGACUGAAGGAUCAACAAGGACACUGGAACCAGCUGGCGGAAUAUGCAUUGGAGGACCAGGAAUGUGCAGCGGUUCAACUUCCCUAUGAGAGGGAGAGGGAGCGAUCAGAAAGACGACAGCUGCAGAGGAGACCCCCGAGUUUGGAGAGGGAGGAUGCCUUUCGGGAUGAGGAAACUUCCAAGAGAAGGAGGGAGAUGAUGAUGAGGAGGGGUCGUGGCUUUGGGGGUGCUCCUGCUCCUAAGAUGAGUCUGAGUGUUGGAGAGGAAUAUGAUCUUGAUGAUAAGAUCAGGGUUGUUGGGUAUGAACAGGCUCUGUACGACAAACAAAGGUACAAAGCUGCGGUGCGGGGUGCGAUUUGCUGGCCACAGAUGGUUCAGAGUUUGGGAGGAGAGGAGACAGCCAUGGCGUCACUGCAGUUGGGUUGUCGCAAAACAGAUUGCGGUUCGGCUUCAGGGGACGAUCAACCGGCAGGAAACAAGAAAACAUCAGUCAACAACGUGACUCAUUGGCUACCGCUGGAUGGGUGCUCGGCGUUGAUGAUGCGCAUAUGCGAGAAGCUCCGCUGCUGGAAGAUGUCCACGACAUCAGUGAAAGAGGCGGCGCGGAAAGGAUGA
Podospora pseudopauciseta is the source of this 1020-nucleotide messenger RNA. RefSeq lists its product as uncharacterized. Lineage: Eukaryota; Fungi; Ascomycota; Sordariomycetes; Sordariales; Podosporaceae. Bases 1 to 1020 code for a protein of 339 amino acids. The transcript has a single exon. The record is from RefSeq and is a predicted model, not a curated record.